Messenger RNA from Rhodamnia argentea, 1382 nucleotides. Its product is annotated as nicotinamide/nicotinic acid mononucleotide adenylyltransferase. The record is from RefSeq and is a predicted model, not a curated record. The transcript is spliced from 7 exons. Gene Ontology annotation, biological process: NAD+ biosynthetic process. NCBI's taxonomy places the organism in Eukaryota, Viridiplantae, Streptophyta, Magnoliopsida, Myrtales, Myrtaceae. Gene Ontology annotation, molecular function: nicotinate-nucleotide adenylyltransferase activity; nicotinamide-nucleotide adenylyltransferase activity. The coding region runs from base 216 to 923 and encodes 235 amino acids.
UAUUUUCUCGUCGCUACUUCUUCCUUCCCGUUCCAACUUCCAUCAGAGUCUUCAAACCCGUCGAACACCGACCCCUCUUGCACGCAAUUUCAUUCGACGAGGGCGUCUCCUCUUUGCAAAGGCCGUCGCGUUUCAUCGCUGAACACGAGCUCCGGGAGCUUCGCUCAUUCCUUCUUGGGAACUGAUUCGUCCCGUUUCCUGUUAGCUUUCGACGUAUGGAUAAGAUGGAAAUUCCCCUCCCGAUGGAGAAAUUAUCGCCGAGAUCGUCUGAUGAACCGAGAAAAGGGUACGCGGUCCUCGUGGCGACCGGAAGUUUCAAUCCUCCUACUUAUAUGCAUUUACGCUUAUUCGAGCUGGCAAGGGAUGCACUCAAUGCAGAAGGGUAUUCUGUCAUUGGAGGUUAUAUGUCACCUGUCAACGAUGCAUACAAGAAAAAGGGUCUCAUAUCAGCUGAGCAUCGGUUAAGUUUAUGUCGUCUGGCCUGCAAGAGUUCUGACUUCAUAAUGGUUGAUUCGUGGGAGGCAAAUCAAAGCACCUUCCAACGCACUCUGACUGUUUUACAUAGAGUGAAGAGUAUCUUGUGUCAGGAACGGCAGCUAUCCUCCGGUAAAUAUGAUUCCCUUAAAGUCAUGCUCGUUUGUGGUUCUGAUCUACUCCAAUCUUUUGGUGCUCCUGGAGCUUGGAUUCGUGACCAGGUAAGAAUUAUAUGCAAGGAUUACGGCGUGGUUUGCAUCCGUCGGGAGGGACAGGAAAUUGAGAAGAUAAUUUCAGAUGAUGACAUUUUGAGUGAUUACAGGUCAAUGCAUUUCACCCAGAGGAAUGAAAUUCUUGGUUGCACAAGCAAAAUAUACUUGGCAGAUGCAGUUGGGAGAGUAUGCUGGAUACGCAUGCUGGAUACGCCUUAUCAUAUCUAUCAGUUAUGAACAUUCAAUUCCUUGCUUGAAGAGCUAACAUCUAAACCAGUGAGCUUCAGCCAACCAAUUUACCAGAGGAUAGAUAGAUUAUUGUCAUAACAGGUCCUCUAAGUCAAUUCAACACUGGCCUAUUGAAGAAUUCACAUGUGUUCAUCUUGUUUCCCUUCAUCUGUUGGUGAACCACUCACGGACAUCAGUUCUGCACGAUUUGCAUUGUUCUUUUCCGGAAUGACUCAACUGCAUCGGUUCGCUGAUUAAGUUGGAUAAAAGAAAAGGCAUUUAUCAUGAGAAGUUUAUAGUUUGCUUCAAAGUAUCUUCCAAUGAGUUUUCAACUCUCCCCAUUGAUCCCUUGGAUGGGAGUAAAUUAGCUCAAUUGUUGCCUUAUUUGAAGUUUGAAAUGGUAAAUCCAGACGUGGAUAUCAUAUUUUGCAGUAGGUUGAAUCAAUGCUAGAGCUGCGUAGUUCUCUU